Molecule: messenger RNA, 255 nt
Organism: Sinocyclocheilus rhinocerous
Lineage: Eukaryota; Metazoa; Chordata; Actinopteri; Cypriniformes; Cyprinidae
Product: alpha-amylase 2B-like
Exons: 3
Source: RefSeq, a predicted model, not a curated record
AUGUGGCCUGGUGACCUUACUAACGUCUACGGCAGACUCAAGACUCUCAAUACCACUUGGUUUUCUCCAGGCACCAAGCCCUUCAUUUAUCAAGAGGUGAUCGACUUGGGUGGGGAACCCAUUAAAGCCAGUGAAUAUUCUGAACUGGGAAGAGUGACAGAGUUCAAAUACAGUGCAAAACUGGGCACAGUCGUUCGUAAAUGGGAUAAAGAAAAGCUAAGCAAUCUCAAGAACUGGGGAGAGGGCUGGGGUUUC